UAGAGGAUACAGCUCCGCCUCUGAAAAUUGUACGGUCAGACAGCUGAUCCUGAGCGGACUCGUGUCUGAUUCGCGUCCGCGUACGCGUACGCGACAAACCAAACCGGCGCGCGCCGCCUAGAGUUAUAUGCUCCGCCUACGCGCGCUGAGCCGACCAAUGUCUGCACCCGCAGACGUGGACGCGCCUACUAGCGUGUACGCGCAUGAGCCAAGAUCUCUGGACUUUCUUUGCUGGAACACGAACCGCCGCCUCCCAGAAUGCCUUGCAUGGGGACGUGCGUCUGACGUCACGUAUACAGAAAAUUCAAAAUGGCUGCACGCGGGAGAAUGUGAAAGUUUCCCGCGUGAAGCCGCUCCACCGUCUCGCCGAGUGCCAGCAAGAGUCAUGAGUACUUGUCAACUCGACUCCUCAACUGGAGAUAACUUUCUAGCACCUCACCAUGGGGAAGGAUGUAUUCAUAUGCCUUCACCAGCACCUGCAUUAAACAUGCAGAGUUACACAAGUUCUUACCACCUUGGGGCACCAUUCAGGGUGCCUUUUCAUCUGAUUAAAUUUAUAAUGAACAGGGACAUUGCGGUUGUCCCAAGUGGAUGGUAUGAUGAUAGGAUGGUUUUCUGGCCCAGCUAUAAAAACACCGACAGAAUUGAAAGGGCCGCUUUAAAUGAGGAGCAGCAUGAGCCAAACUGGCCAAGAUUUGACGUUUCUGUUGUCCGAACUUGUGACAACUACAAAGACGCAUUAAAAAUAAUGCAACAAUAUGGAAAGGGCUUCGACACCUCAGACCUGCAAUCUGAGGCAGAGAACGAGGAGCUGCCAGAAAAAAGGAACAGGAAGCCAGUCCAUCGUCUCGGGGACUCAGAUGAUAGCGAAGAAGACCCGGGAAAUAGUGACCUCACAUCUCUGGGGUUGGCAAGCCAAUUGCACAGGCAGACUCCACCGUCUCGCCGAGUGCCAGCAAGAGUCAUGAGUACUUGUCAACUCGACUCCUCAACUGGAGAUAACUUUCUAGCACCUCACCAUGGGGAAGGACGCAUUCAUAUGCCUUCACCAGCACCUGCAUUAAACAUGCAGAGAGUUACACAAGGAACGGCAGUCCCUCCUCGACUCCCUCCACCCCCCUCACCAACAGCCCUCAACAUGUGGCAGACAGGGGAGCCUGGAUCCAGCCUGGCCUACAGGCCAACAUGGCGAGGGGAAAGAAUGGCCGACAACAUUUCCUGCUCUGCGCCUGAGGUAAUCCACAUCCUUAGCCUGCUGGAAACUAUUAAGCACAACCAAGACCAGCUGAUUGCGAAGGUGCUGUGAGUAAAAAUGUGUUGACAAGGUCAUCCACGGACGCUGAGGUCACCAAACACGCCAUCAGGUGGUUUAACUUGGCGGGGGAUCGGGCAACGAGGAGACGAGUCCCGCUUCCACCUCCUCAGGAGGAAUAGAGAUGUAUAUGUAUAAAUAAACAACCU
Molecule: messenger RNA, 1461 nt
Organism: Entelurus aequoreus (snake pipefish)
Lineage: Eukaryota; Metazoa; Chordata; Actinopteri; Syngnathiformes; Syngnathidae
Exons: 14
Coding region: 128-1306 (392 amino acids)
Source: RefSeq, a predicted model, not a curated record